GCAGGUUACAGAUAUGCGGUCAUACCUCCCUGGUCCGGUCGGGGAUUCCUAUGAAGGAUCCUCUCGUUCAGCAUCCCGGAGCUUUGAAAUAGAUCGAUCGCCCUCCUGAAGGCUCAGGAUGCGAUGUGUACGAUCAAAUCAAACAUUCACCAGCCUUUCUUCCCCCCAUUUCUGACAGGUCAUACAAACAUCGCCGAACAGUUGCAGCUCGACCGGAAACAAUCCUCCCCCUUCUUUUUUAUUUUUAUCUUUCUUUCCUUUUCUUUAUUUUUAAUUUCCUGCCUAUUCCUGCAUGGUCCCAAAUCAAACGGAUCGAAUCGAAAUGUAAAAACAGAAACACAUCACCUUUCCUGCCACACCUACUUACUCCCCGGUCCAACGACGGUGGCGGAGACCGCUGGGAUGAUCAAUGCACAAUUACGUAGGAAUCCCUGCAGCCAGCAAAAGCGGGGAACCGACGACUCGCCGGAUCUCACGUCGGUGGGAUUGCAGGGCGCAGAGGGAGGGAUACGUAGGAGCAGGUAGGAGUGGGUAGGUACUUCUGCGUUGAGGGCAUUGCCGAAUCAUCCUUCCCUAUC
Messenger RNA from Aspergillus steynii IBT 23096, 578 nucleotides. RefSeq lists its product as uncharacterized. The transcript has a single exon. NCBI's taxonomy places the organism in Eukaryota, Fungi, Ascomycota, Eurotiomycetes, Eurotiales, Aspergillaceae. The record is from RefSeq and is a predicted model, not a curated record. The coding region runs from base 124 to 525 and encodes 133 amino acids.